UUUCCUGGCGCCUGCAGGGCGCCCCGUCCUCCCCUACCUCGACGCCCGGGCCAUCCAGCCCAGGGUUAAUGCCAACGAGUUUCCACCUCCAGCCGCUCCUAGAGAGGCCGCGGCGCUAGCCAGCGGGGGAAACUGGCCGCGGACGGACACUUCCUGUGCGGAGGGGAGGGGGUCGGCCAGCCGCAGCCCUGCCCGGGCUGGGGGGCCAGACGGCGGGGUCUCGGGCGGGGAGCGGUAUCCCGGGGCGGCAAGGCGAGUCGCGAAGCCCCUCACCUCCGAGGCCACAACGCACGAGGGCCUGAGGAGACCCCAGGGCAAGCCGAGUCCUUGUGGGUGGGGGCGGGGCCGCGGGUAGGGGAGGGGCCCGGCCGGCCGGAGAGGCCCAGGGUCAAGACGUCCGGCCUCUGGGGCCGACGCUGGGCAGCCAGGUCCCCUGGGCGGCGCUGAGCGGGCGGGCGGCGAGGGCCUGGGUCUCAGGGCACUCAGACCCGGGUCGCAGGAUCGUCCGCCAUCGCCGCCGCCACCGCCGCACUGGGAGCCGGCGGGGAUGGAACGGGAGGCGUCGCCAUGGGGCCUCGAGCCCCAGGAUGUGCAAAGUCGUGACGAAAUGGGGAGCCCCGAAGGGUCCCUCAAAGGCAACAUGAGUGAGAAUGAGGAAGAGGAAAUUUCUCAGCAAGAAGGCACUGGGGACUAUGAGGUCGAAGAGAUACCCUUUGGGCUUGAACCCCAGAGCCCUGGGUUUGGGUCACAAAGCCCAGAGUUUGAACCCCAAAGCCCCAGGUUUGAGCCUGAAAGCCCAGGUUUUGAGUCCCGAAGCCCUGGGUUUGUGCCCCCAAGCCCUGAAUUUGCGCCCAGAAGCCCUGAAUCAGAUUCUCAGAGCCCCGACUUUGAAUCCCAAAGCCCUGGGUACGAACCCAAGAGCCCUGGGUAUGAACCCAAGAGCCCUGGAUAUGAACCCCGGAGCCCUGGGUAUGAACCCAAGAGCCCUGGGUAUGAACCUGGGAGCCCUGGAUAUGAAUCUCAAAGCUCCAGAUAUGAAUCCCAGAGCCCGGGGUAUGAACCCCAGAAUCCAGAGUUCAAAACCCAAAGCCCUGAAUUUGAAGCGCAGAGUUCCAAGUUCCAGGAAGGCGCAGACAUGCUUCUGAAUUCUGAGGAAAAGAAUCCCUUGAGCAUCCCCUUGGGAGUCCACCCCUUGGACUCCUUCACCCAGGGCUUUGAGGAGCAGCCCACCGGGGGCUUGCCGCUAGGGCCCCCUUUUGAGAUGCCCACAGGGGCCCUGCUGGCUCCACCCCAGUUUGAGAUGCUCCAGAAUCCCCUGGGCCUGACGGGGACCCUUCGUGGUCCCGGCCGACGGGGUGGCCGGGCCAGGGGUGGGCAGGGCCCGCGGCCUAACAUCUGCGGCAUCUGCGGGAAGAGCUUCGGGCGGGGCUCCACCCUGAUCCAGCACCAGCGCAUCCACACGGGCGAGAAGCCCUAUAAAUGCGAGGUCUGCAGCAAGGCCUUCUCCCAGAGCUCUGACCUCAUCAAACACCAGCGCACCCACACGGGCGAGCGGCCCUACAAGUGUCCCCGUUGCGGCAAGGCCUUCGCUGACAGCUCUUACCUGCUUCGCCACCAGCGCACCCACUCUGGUCAGAAGCCCUACAAGUGCCCGCACUGCGGCAAGGCCUUCGGCGACAGCUCCUACCUCCUGCGGCACCAGCGCACCCACAGCCACGAGCGGCCCUACAGCUGCCCCGAGUGUGGCAAGUGCUACAGUCAGAACUCAUCCCUGCGUAGUCACCAGAGGGUGCACACCGGGCAGAGGCCCUUCAGCUGUGGCAUCUGUGGCAAGAGCUUCUCCCAGCGCUCAGCACUUAUCCCCCACGCCCGCAGCCAUGCCCGCGAGAAGCCCUUCAAGUGCCCCGAGUGCGGCAAGCGCUUCGGCCAGAGCUCGGUGCUGGCCAUCCACGCCCGCACCCACCUGCCGGGCCGCACCUACAGCUGCCCCGACUGCGGCAAGACCUUCAAUCGCUCCUCCACGCUGAUUCAGCACCAGCGCUCCCACACGGGCGAGCGGCCCUACCGGUGCGCCGUGUGCGGCAAGGGCUUCUGCCGCUCCUCCACGCUGCUGCAGCAUCACCGGGUCCACAGCGGGGAGCGGCCGUACAAGUGCGAUGACUGUGGAAAGGCCUUCUCUCAGAGCUCCGACCUCAUCCGCCACCAGCGGACCCACGCGGCCGGCCGGCGCUGACCUGGGGCCCCGCGGGGCGUGGGGAGGUGGUGGGCGGAAGAGAAGGGCACGGGGAGCGAGAGAAACCUUGGGAGGAAGAGUGGGUGGAAACGCUGGAGGCGAAAGGAGUUGAGGAUUCGAGGAGGAGAGGGGGCCAGGGUGGAGGAAGUGACAUGCCCUGGAGACUUAUGGGAAAUGGGCUAUGAAGAGGGGUUGGAGGGAGGCCAAGCUGGCAGCCAGAGGCUCCGGGAGGGAUCCAGAAAGAGGUCAGCAGAGAGCUGGCCUCAGCAGCAGCAUGCCCCUUGCUGGACGCCCGGCUUGGCACAGUGCUAGAUGGGGGUGGGGGGAGGGGGGGAGGGGUACUUAAUUAGAGUUGGUAGCUUAGAUUGGUAGCUACUGAGACCCCCUCGGAGUCAGGAAGAGGUGAGGGUCGGUGGGGCGGGGGGUGGGACCCCAAAGCAGGGCCUGGCUUCUGAGUGCAGACCCCAGCCUCUCCCGUCUUCCUCAGGCUUUGGAGCCCCUGAAUUUGAGUUCAAUAAAAACCUUUAUGUGUUAAGAGA
Sus scrofa (pig) is the source of this 2772-nucleotide messenger RNA. It is a transcript of the gene ZNF768, whose product is annotated as zinc finger protein 768. Lineage: Eukaryota; Metazoa; Chordata; Mammalia; Artiodactyla; Suidae. The record is from RefSeq and is a predicted model, not a curated record. Gene Ontology annotation, biological process: transcription by RNA polymerase II; regulation of transcription by RNA polymerase II. Gene Ontology annotation, molecular function: DNA-binding transcription factor activity, RNA polymerase II-specific; RNA polymerase II cis-regulatory region sequence-specific DNA binding.